Asparagus officinalis (garden asparagus) is the source of this 1431-nucleotide messenger RNA. RefSeq lists its product as uncharacterized. Lineage: Eukaryota; Viridiplantae; Streptophyta; Magnoliopsida; Asparagales; Asparagaceae. The record is from RefSeq and is a predicted model, not a curated record. Gene Ontology annotation, molecular function: acetylglucosaminyltransferase activity.
AUGGCUCCGAGAAUGAGAACAUGGGCUGUGAGGGCAAAGGGGAAGGCCGUGCGCCCUGAUCCCAUCGUUCUCUCGGAUGAUGAGGAGGAGGAGCCUACCUAUGCUUCCUCCCAACGGUCCACACAGUUUCCUUCCCCCGACAAAGGGGUUACCCCUCUGAUCCAACCUAUUGCCAUGGCUCCAGUUCGUCAGGGGUCCAUCUCUCCGGACCCCGGGUCUAUUUCUCCUACCAACAUCUCCCACAUCCUCUUCGGCAUCCUCGCCACCUCAGCCCGAACUUGGCCGAGACGACGUCCCUACGCUGAGCUCUGGUGGCGGCGGGGACUCGCCCGUGGCCACGUCUGGCUUGAUCAAGCUCCGUAUCCGCGCCGAUCCUGGCCGAGAACAUGCCCACCGCAUAAAAUCUCCACCGUCAACACCUCCAAGUCCGGCAAGCUCGCCUCUGCAUCCCGAAUAGCAAACAUCGUCGUUGAAUCCUACAAUCUGGGUCUGCCUGCAACUAGAUAUUUGCAGAGAAGCGAAACAGAAGCACUUGUUCCCCUACAGCGCCAGAAUGGUCUAGUUGCAUGCGAUUACAGAUGCAACCCUUUACAAUUAGUUCUUUUUUUAGAGACUCGUGAAUGGGUGUGUGGCCCCCACAUGAGCUGUUCACGCGCUUGUGCCUUGCCAGGCUGUCCAGUGCUCGCUCACACGCUGCUAUCACUGCACCACCUCGGCCACAUCAAGCCCAUAAACCCCCGCUCUACAACCCAACUUGAUGCGGUUCGAUCGUUAGUAGAUGCGUCAAGAUUUGACCAAGCCCGAAUCUUACAGCAAUCAUUUUGCUACCUUCAAGACCCAUCAUUCAACUGGUCUGUUUCAGUGUCAUGGGGCUACACAAUACAGUUGUAUCCAUGGAUUUUGUUCCCAAAGGACUUGGAAGUCCCUUUACAAACCUUCACGACAUGGAGGAGCGUAAGAACCGGACCAUUUACAUUCAGUACUCGGGAAUUUAGGUUGGAUCGACCCUGUAAAAGACUAAUUCUGUUCUUUUUAGACAGGAUUACGUAUCGAAAAGGGAAUUUUGGGAUUAUUAGGACGGUCACAAGGUAUUAUAAGUACGAGCCAGAAGGAAGUAAGGGAUGCGAUCUGCCUAGUUUCACUGCUGCAAUUAAGGUGGAAAAUGUUACAGUCAUUGCAGCCAAGAUGGACUUCAACCAAAGGAUAAAGGUGCUUAAGACGUUAUAUCCAUUGCUUGCUAUUUUUCAUGACAGGCUCCAAGAAGGCAAUGUUGCAAAACUCGUCGAAGAAAGCGAGCAAAGAGCAUUGAGGUUCAGAUUAGAGAUUGCCACCCUUGGGAGAUCUCUUCACCACCUUAGAAAUGAUCACAACAAGGACCCUGCCAUUACAUCUAAACUACAAAACUACAGAGUUAUGGUGAAGUCAUGGUGA